This is a messenger RNA of Moneuplotes crassus, 723 nucleotides long. Lineage: Eukaryota; Ciliophora; Spirotrichea; Euplotida; Euplotidae. The record is from the annotation of a GenBank genome assembly.
AUGGACAAGAGAAGAGUCCCAGAGCACAGACUCAAGAAGGAACAGAGAGACGUCAAAUAUGCUGCCGCUGCCAAGGAAGCUGCUGACAAGGCCGCCAAGGAGAGAGUCGAAAAGCAGACCGCCUAUUCCGAGCGUGCUGAGAAAUAUCAUCAUGAGUAUGUGAAACACGAUGAAGAACUUAUUGCUGCCAAGAGAGACGCCAAGAGAGACGGAUCUAUCUUCGUUGAGCCAGAAGCCAAGGUCGCUCUCGUAGUCAGGACCAAAGGUAUUAUGAAAAUGAAGCCAACCAGUAAAAAGAUUUUGCAACUGAUCAGACUCAGACAAAUUAACAAUGCCGUUUUCUUGAAAAUCAAUAAGGCUACUCUGAACAUGCUGAAGAGAUGCAGUCCUCUGGUCACUUUGGGAUACCCAUCCAGGAAGACCAUCAGCGACUUGGUUUACAAGAGAGGAUUUGGAAAGGUCAAUGGACAGAGAAUCCCUCUCACUGACAACGAAAUCAUUGAAAAGGAAUUGGGACAAUACGGUAUUAUCUGUGUUGAGGAUAUUAUCCAUGAAAUCGCCACUUGUGGACCCCACUUCAAAGAAGUAAACAGAUUCUUGUGGCCAUUCAAACUCUCAUCCAGAAGAGGAGGAACCGAGAAGAAGAACAAGCCAUACCAACAAGGCGGAUGCUGGGGUAACAGAGAGGAUAAGAUCAACGAAUUUGUCAGAAACAUGCUCUAA